AUGGUACUCAACAAGAAUCACUCGCAGGGUGGCAGAAUGAUCGUCAACAACACUGAGAGCAUCCUAAUGUUUUAAUACUGUGUGGAACUUACAUUCAAAGACAUGAAGAAGGUGCCUGUGGCCUUCAAAGAGACUAAGAAGUCCUUCAUGGUGCUGUUUUAUCUGAUGAAGGACUGUGAGAUCAAGCAGACUGUGUUUGGUGCAAACUACAAGAGGACAGUGAAGGCUGGAGCAGGAGGUGGCUGGGAAGGCUCUGCGACACACAAGUUGACCUUUAUGGUAGGGAGUGCCAUCAUGUUUGGACAACAGAUACUGCAAGUGGCAUCUCAAGCCUCCCAAGGACCUCCUAUGAUGGAUGGGGUCAUGGGUUAUGUGCCCCAUCCUAGGCCCAUGGAACCUCCAGUCAGCAUCCCUGAAGUCCCCUCCACUCCUGGAGCUGAAGGUAAAGCUGCAGAAGCGGCUACCAGAGACUAUUACAAUCUGGGUAACCCACAUGAUGUCUACACUCCCACGAACCAGCUUCGGCCACCUUCCUACUACCCGUCUCCCCAUGGAAGAAGAACCAGCAUACCCUUCCUGCUCCUGCCUCCCACUCCUGCUCACUCUUCCCUACCCUUCCUUCCCCUUGGGACUGAGAGUUACCACCUAGCUAGAGAUUCAUUUCAUUUCAAUGGUGAUCUGCAGCACCUUAAUAACCCGCACUUGUUCACAUGCGGAAUGCUCCUCUCUCAUUUUGCCCUAUCUAAAUCUUAUGCUGCCAAGCUCAACUCCCAAAGUUACUGCGUUUUCGAUUCUUCAGAUAAAGAGGUGAUAGCAACAACCCCACACUGCAAACUCCACAUGAUUUCAGGCUGGGAAGUAAAUACGCGGGUAUUUGGAGCACAAGAUCACCGCAAACAGACCAAUGACCGGAGUAACCAGCAUGCAGCCCUCCAUGGAGGGUACCACUUCCUCCAGCUGCGGACUGAGACUCUGACCUACCACCACACCCAGGCCUGGCUCCCCUCCUCCCCAGGUGCACGAACAGGGAGCUGGCCCCAGUCCCAAGAAAGUUAG
Molecule: messenger RNA, 1056 nt
Organism: Puma concolor (puma)
Lineage: Eukaryota; Metazoa; Chordata; Mammalia; Carnivora; Felidae
Source: RefSeq, a predicted model, not a curated record